AUGGCUCACCAAAAGCCUCCCCUCGCCAUGCCUGCCCUGGCCAAGGACAUGAUGCCGCACAGUGCUGCCGACGGGCAUACCACCACUUCCACCACCACCACCACCACCACAUGCCGCCAACGACUGCGCAACCCAUGGGCCUUUUCGCCCUACACCCUCGUCACCACGCUCGCUGCUUUUGUCGCCAUGUUCCUCAUGGCCCAGUCCUUCUUGCUGCGCCAACAAGACGUCAAGGGCUGCGGCAUGUCGUACAUGCGCCCGUCCUACACCAGGUUCAGCCAAUUCGACACCGAGCACACGCGCUUCGCAACAAAGUACUCCUUGUACUUGUACCGCGAAGCCAGCUUAGACCACGACUUCAGGGCAUGCGUGCCCGUCCUCUUCAUCCCGGGCAAUGCUGGCAGCUACAAGCAAGUCCGCUCCCUCGCCGCAGAGGCAGCCUACCACUACCACAAUACCGUCCAACACGACCUAGAUGCUGGCAAGGCGGGCAAGCGUCCGCUGGAUUUCUUCUCCGUCGACUUCAACGAAGACAUUACUGCUUUCCACGGACAAACCUUGCUCGACCAAGCUGAAUACCUCAAUGAUGCCGUCACGUUUAUCCUCUCUCUGUACCACACCCCGGGUAAAUUUCUGCGCGACCCCAACCUGCCGGACCCUACGUCGGUCAUCAUUGUCGGACACUCGAUGGGUGGUGUCGUAGCCCGCACUAUGCUCACCAUGCCCAACUACCAGGCAAACUCGAUCAAUACCAUCAUUACGCUUGCCGCGCCCCAUGCCCGGCCCCCGGUCUCGUUUGAUGGAGACAUCGUUCGCACCUACAAGGGUGUCAAUGAUUAUUGGCGACGCGCGUACGCCCAGAAAUGGGCCAUUGACAAUCCCCUCUGGCAUGUCACGCUCAUUUCCAUUGCCGGAGGAAGUCUUGACACGAUGAUUUCGUCCGACUACACUAGCAUUGCCUCAUUGGUUCCUGAGACACACGGAUUCACAGUCUUCUCAACCUCCAUGCCCAAUGUCUGGACCGGAAUCGACCAUUUGGCCAUUACUUGGUGUGAUCAGCACAGAAAGGUCGUUGUGCGCGCCUUGUACGACGUCAUCGAUGUUUCACGCGCAACCCAAACCGUACCACGUGCUGAGCGUAUGCGCGGUUUCAAAAAAUGGUUUCUGACAGGGCUAGAGGAUGCAGCUGAAAAGACCUUGCCACAAAAGGAAGCCAAGACGCUUCUCACACUCGAAGCAAACAGCGCCAUCAUCUCAGAGGGUGAGCGCCUUGUCCUGCGCAGCCUCGGUAAAUCCCAGCGUAGCCCGAAUGCGCAUCUAAUGCCAGUCCCUCCUCAGGCCCAGGGGAAAAAGUUUACGCUACUCACAAGCGAGCAGUUGGACGCUCCGGGCAGCCACGGUAUGCUUGAAGUCCUUUUCUGCAGUGUCUUCACUUCUCAACCUGGACAUUCCACCACCCUUUUUUCCAUGAAUAUGGAUUUUUCGGGCGAUAGUUUGGGCGCCACUCGCCUUGCUUGCAAGAAUGCUGCAUCGGAUGUUAUUGCUCUUCCUGCAUCGACCCGUCACUCAGUGCAUCCAUUUGAAACAAAUCAACGCCCAUUUUCCUACCUUCAAUACGACAUGGAGCAUUUGAGCGAACAUCAGUUUGUGGCCGUAGUCGACAAAGCUCAUGAACCCCAUGCUGGAUGGGUAGUGGCUGAAUUUAGUUCUGCCUUUGAUUCCCAAAUCGACGUCGACACGGGCCUGCAGCGCCUGCUAACGACUGGCCUCUCGCUUCGACUGCCAUCCCACCGUUCUUUAGUGACAACGAUCAAAGUUCCGGUCUUGAACUCUGCUCUUUUGGCGUACAAUAUCCACAUUGGAAAACAAGCGUGCGACGCUGGAGAGCUCUUUGCUCCGUUACUUCGCCAGUACGUUACUGACGUGCAUGAAAGUCGGUUCUCGGUCAAUGUCAGGGACACUGGCAUCAGCCUGCAUGGAAUAGCGCCAUACAUGCCACCUGCACUGCAUGCCAAGCAACCCCAGAACGGCUUGUCGCUGCAGAUCUGGUCCGACCCUACAUGCGACAGCAGUAUUGAAGUUAAUCUUAGCGUUGAUAUCCUGGGCAGCCUGGGUAAGCUGUGGAUGCGUUACCGUAUCGUCUUCGCUGCUUUUCCAAUCCUAAUUGUAGCCCUGGUUCUACGACAACAAUUCCGGACCUAUGACAAUAUUGGAGUCUUCAUGAGCUUUACUCAAGGACUCAAUGAGUGCUUGAAGAGUUCGCUGCCACUCGCCCUUUCCGCGCUCACAUUCCUGUCGAUCGCUCUGGCUACCGCCCAACAUCAAUCGAAGAAAUGGAUGCUCGGUAGCGAACCUAAUACAAUGGCUCUUUUCGAUGAUGCCAAUAAUGAGCUCCUGCUCGGUUCGGACGAUACUUUUUUCUGGUUUCUGGUACCGCUGUUUGGCCUAAUGUGUAUUGGCAUCUGCGUCGCCGUCAACUACAUUGCAAUGAUACUCGAGUUGAUCUUUGCAUCGCUUUAUUCUGUCUUCCUGCCGGCUAGAUUACGGAAAGACGAGGGUAGGAGAUCACCAUCGGCUUUUGCCGUAACAUCGAACCGACGGCGUGUUAUCAUCACAUGCAUCUUGCUGUCGCUCGUCUCGACAGUGAUCCCCUAUCACUUUGCCUACGUCGUACUCUGUCUUGUACAGCUUGCAACCACUGUUCGCGCCUUCCGACUAGCAAGGGACUCUGGUAUGGACUCCAACUACAACUUUUACAACUACGCACACUCGAUAUUCAUCCUCAUGCUCUGGAUCCUGCCAAUCAACCUCCCAGUUUUGGUAGUCUGGAUACGAAAUCUCGCUGUUCAUUGGCUCACGCCUUUUUCGUCGCAUCACAAUAUCCUCUCCAUCAUGCCGUUCAUCUUACUGGUGGAGACACUGAGCACAGGACGAAUGGUCCCCCGAGCCGAGUUCCGUGUCUCCUUCUUCACCAACAUUCUGCUCUUUUCGAUCGGCGCCUACGCGGCAGUCUACGGUGUGACAUAUGCAUAUGUGUUGCACCAUCUUGCCAAUAUACUCUGCGCAUGGCUCGUCGCCAUACAUUUCGACCCAUCGACCUGGCCGCCCAAGCGAGCAGCAAGUAGCAGCGCCGCUACCCUUGAAGAUAGGAAUCCAGACGGCAAGACGAAGAAACGACCAUGA
Molecule: messenger RNA, 3183 nt
Organism: Bipolaris oryzae ATCC 44560
Lineage: Eukaryota; Fungi; Ascomycota; Dothideomycetes; Pleosporales; Pleosporaceae
Exons: 2
Coding region: 1-3183 (1060 amino acids)
Biological process (GO): endoplasmic reticulum to Golgi vesicle-mediated transport; GPI anchor metabolic process
Cellular component (GO): endoplasmic reticulum
Molecular function (GO): phosphatidylinositol deacylase activity
Source: RefSeq, a predicted model, not a curated record